AUGGGGAAUUGCGAGGGAAACAGUAGGAAGAAGACCAAGUUGACAGGUAGUGCUAGCUCAAGUCAUGCAGUUUGUCAGGUGGAGGACUGUGGUGCUGGUCUCUGUAAGGCUAAAGAUUACCACAAGAGGCACAAGGUCAGUGAGAUGCAUUCCAAGGCCACCAAGGCCCUUGUGGGAAAUGUUAUGCAACGUUUCUGUCAGCAGUGUAGUAGAUUUCAUGUUCUGCAAGAAUUUGAUGAAGGGAAGAGAAGUUGCCGUAGACGUUUGGCUUGCCAUAAUAAAAGGAGAAGGAAGACAAAUCCUAAGGCUAGUAGCAAUACAGACAUGAUGCACAAAGAUCAGACUGGAGGCUACUUGUUGGUCCUAGCAUGUAAAGUGAAGCAUAGGUGCAAGUUUCAAGUCAAUCGGAGAUCAAUUGGAGAUUCGGGAGAAUAA
Linum trigynum is the source of this 435-nucleotide messenger RNA. The record is from the annotation of a GenBank genome assembly. NCBI's taxonomy places the organism in Eukaryota, Viridiplantae, Streptophyta, Magnoliopsida, Malpighiales, Linaceae.